This is a messenger RNA of Colletotrichum higginsianum IMI 349063, 1743 nucleotides long. RefSeq lists its product as uncharacterized. The record is from RefSeq and is a predicted model, not a curated record. The transcript has 3 exons. The coding region runs from base 1 to 1743 and encodes 580 amino acids. NCBI's taxonomy places the organism in Eukaryota, Fungi, Ascomycota, Sordariomycetes, Glomerellales, Glomerellaceae.
AUGCAUGAUGGCCAAGGCGAAUUCCGAGGGCUAAGAUCCCGAAGGCGAAACCGAUGGUUGGUAUACCUGGGCAUCUUUGGUGGAUGGCUGGUUACCUUUGCCAUUGUUGUCGCACUAUUUAUGUGUCUCGUUUUCUACUCAGAAGUGGUCCCCAUCAUGAGCCAAAUGACGAAGCGGGAAGUCAACGCCAUCAUCACCGGCCUCUCCAUCGCGCUCAGUGUUUCUGUGCUGAAGGGACUGAACGACUUUGUCUUCACACUUCGAUGGUGGAUAUUGAGCCGUCACUAUCACUCUUUGCGCAAGGUCGAUUUGAUCCUGCAAGCAGAGAGUGUCAGUUGCAUCAUUAGGCUCGCGGCACGGACGAGCCGCCUCAGCGUCCACGGCGCUGCCUUGGUUUGGCUAUGUCUAAUCCUGGCAGUCCAGAUCGCGCUGGCGUUACUUGGGCUAUGUUACUCCGUCGAACUACACGAUUCCCUAGCAAUGAUAAUAAAAGAGGGGAACGUAUCGAUUCCUUCCAUGUCUAGCAUACAAACAGUCAAGCUGGUACAAAGUGACACCGAUUCCCUCAAGUCUCAAGAGUACACUGCAAACAAGUUCGUUCUUUGCUUCUUCCCCCAAGCCCUUCCUUCAUUCUCUCGCAAGCUAGCGCUAACGAACUCCAGCUUCGGCCAAAUUUCUCUAGCCUUCGACACCAAGCCCAUUGGAAUAAUCCCGGCCGUUGGAUCGAUAUGGACCGCCGCCGAACCUCUCAUGUUUUGCGACGACAAGCACUGCGCCUACGUUUUCCACGAGACAUCAGCCGUGUCGACAGAAGAUAACAGCAACGACGGCGACGAUGACAUCAGUCAGAUGAGAAACCUGAUCGUUACCACCGACCGCACCAUCAACUCUACGGCAGUGUGUUACAGCUGGCCCGUAAUAAGCGGCGGGAACGGGACGGAGACCAGCAUCAGGAUCGACGCCAAGGGAGAUGGGACUGCGGAGGAGGUCUUCAUCCCUAUCCGAGGGGGCGUCAACCAGACGACGUACAUGACCAACACCACUGAAAGCUGCGGGGCCGGCUGCAGGACUGUGGCUGCCUUCGAGGCCGCGGAGGACAAGUCGUGGUACUACCGCUGCAACGUGACGGUCAGCCAGGUCGGAAACGCUGCCAGGCCGGAGCACGAGGUCUCGGAAGGUCUGCGGUCCAUGGCCGCCGCCGCCAUCUCGCUGCAGGGAAUCGAGGUCUCGUCUUUCGACACGGACGACGUCCAGUACCAGGUGUACCCGGCCGAGUCCUUCUUUGGGCUGCCGAAACUGGGAUUCAACGAUUCGAUGGCGGCGACCAUGGCACGAUUCGCCAUAGGGACGGUGGCCAUCUGUGCGCAGUUCAACGAGGCAUUGGUGGUCGACGGUUUCGCCCCCGUCAAGGGCUCCCACCUGGUUGUUGACCACUGGGACUAUGCGAGCUUGAUCCUGAGCUCGGUGACUCUGGGGCAGCUCGUGUUGGGGAUCGCGACUGCAAUCCUCGCCAGCCUGGUCGUGGUACCGGAGGGGGGCCCGAUCGCCAUGUCGCGAGUGUUGUCGCCAAUCACCAGGAAACUACAGAACAGCGGGAAAGGCGACUUGUUGCUUGCGUCGGAGGGGCAGGGCAGCCUUUGGAUCUACAAGGCUGUGAAGACGGCAGAAGAGGGCAUCUACGACCUGUUCAUGGAGGAGAAGAUCCGCCCGGAAAACAGAACGGAGGAUAUAGAAAUGUUUUAG